UUAUAUAUUGUCUCAUGAGCAGUGUUCGUGUCACGAUCGGAUCAAUACAAAACCUGCUUCCACACUGUGUUAGAAAUCACUGUCUCACUUCUCUCUCUAAUUUCCAAAGCAUGAUAAUCAUUCGACGGAGCGAGUGAGUGAGAGAGAAGAAUCAAUCACACAGAAACCAAAACCAAGCACAGACAGCGUGCGCUCUUCUUGUGAUUUGUGUUGCAAGCAAACCAACCCUCAAUAAAUUACUUCCACACUUUCUUCUUCUUCACUCCAAUUCCAAAUCAACACAAGGUUUGCUUUGCUUAACUGGAGCCAGAUUCUGAAGAUGAUUUCAUCCUAAUAAAUCUAAUGAUGCUGGAAUAAAAAACACUCUUUUAUUGGUUUCUGGGUUCUCUCAAGAUUUGGUUUUUAAUCGAGCUGAAUGGUUUUGUGUGAUCCGAGUAGCUGACUUUGCUUAGUGAAGUAAGGCUUUUGUUUUUGUUGUUGUAUUGAUUUCAGGGUCGGUUCAUAUAUUAUUUAAGUGUUAACAUAAGAACAUUUAUUCAUAGUUGAACUUGUUAGUGCAACUGUGGUGGUUGGUGAGAGAAUGUCUAGGCCUCUGCAAAGGGGUGUGUCUGGUGGGGUUAGGGUCCCUGAGAGUGGCCAUGACUUGUGGGACUCCCAAUCUAAGGAUAAAACAGAAAAGGAAGAUUUGGAUAAGAGGGGUUCUUCAGAUCAUAGCCCUUUUGCUUUGAGGUUUCCUUUGAGAUUGAUUUUGGGAAAUAAUUCUGAUUCAAAAUAUGGGAAUGGCAUAGUUGAGAAUGGUUUUGCUUCUGAUCCCUUCAGUGUUGGCACCCCACGAAGCCGGCUCAAGUUGAUGUUGCUUUCUUUGAAGUUUAGUUUAGUGUUUAUAGUUGUUCUGGCUCUUACUGGAUCUUUUUGGUGGACCUUAUCGAUUUCAUCCUCAUCAAGAGGUCACAUUUACCAUGGUUAUAGAAGACUUCAAGAGAAGCUUGUUUCUGACCUUUUGGAUAUUGGUGAGUUUUCUCGCGGUCCAUUGAGGUUGAAGGAAUCGGAGUUCUGUUCUCAGGAAUUUGAAAACUUUGUUCCUUGCUAUAAUGUUUCUGAGAAUGUUGAAUUGGGAGUUUCUGAUGUCAAUGAAUUUGACCGACAAUGCGGCCAUGAGCCUAGGCAGAAUUGUUUAGUUCUGCCGCCACUGAAUUAUAAAAUUCCCUUUAGGUGGCCUACUGGAAAAGAUGUUAUCUGGAUUGCGAAUGUGAAGAUCACUGCACAGGAGGUUCUUUCUUCUGGAAGCUUGACAAAGAGGAUGAUGAUGCUGGAUGAAGAGCAAAUUUCAUUUCGUUCUGCCUCUCAUAUGUUUGAUGGUGUUGAAGACUACUCACAUCAAAUUGCUGAAAUGAUUGGACUUAGAAAUGAAUCUUCAUUCAUUCAAGCUGGGGUUCGAACUAUACUAGACAUAGGUUGUGGUUAUGGUAGUUUUGGAGCACAUCUCUUUGACAGUCAGCUUUUAACUAUGUGCAUUGCAAAUUAUGAGCCUUCUGGCAGUCAAGUUCAGCUCAGUCUCGAGAGAGGUCUUCCAGCUAUGAUUGCCUCUUUCACUUCAAAGCAGUUGCCAUAUCCAUCGCUAUCCUUUGAUAUGUUACAUUGUGCAAGAUGUGGCAUUGAUUGGGAUCAGAAAGAUGGCAUUUUCUUGAUUGAAGCUGAUAGACUCUUAAAACCGGGUGGAUACUUUGUCUGGACAUCACCACUCACAAAUGCUCGUAACAAAGAGAAUCAGAAAAGGUGGAGGUUUAUACAGGACUUUACAUUGAAUCUGUGCUGGGAAAUGUUGUCGCAGCAAGAUGAAACUGUUGUAUGGAAGAAAACUAGUAAAAAAAGUUGUUAUGCUUCAAGAAAGACUCGUUCUGGCCCUUCUCUGUGUGGUAGAGGUAUUGAUGUGGAGUCUCCAUAUUAUCGAGAACUACAAAACUGCAUAGGAGGAAUACAGAGCCGUCGUUGGGUUCCAAUUGAUAAAAGGGAAAGAUGGCCUUCCCGGGCUAACUUGAACAAGAACGAGUUGGCAAUCUAUGGGUUGCAGCCUGAUGAAUUUACUGAGGACUCUGACAGCUGGAGAACAGCAGUCCAGAAUUAUUGGUCACUCCUGUCACCUUUAAUAUUUUCUGAUCAUCCAAAGAGGCCCGGAGAUGAGGACCCUUCACCACCUUACAACAUGUUCAGAAAUGUGCUAGACAUGAAUGCUCAUCUUGGUGGCUUUAAUUCUGCAUUGUUGCAAGCUAGAAAGUCUGUGUGGGUGAUGAAUGUGGUCCCAAUAAGUGGACCCAAUUAUCUUCCCUUGAUCCAGGACAGAGGUUUUGUUGGCGUUUUGCAUGAUUGGUGCGAGGCUUUUCCAACGUACCCUAGAACCUAUGACUUGGUGCAUGCAGCAGGACUUCUAUCGCUUGAAACUGAGCAGCACAGAUGCACCAUACUUGAUCUGUUCAUUGAAAUUGACAGGAUACUUCGCCCAGAGGGUUGGGUUAUAAUUCGCGAUACGCUUCCCUUGAUAGAGUCAGUUAGAGCUCUAACAGCACAACUGAAGUGGGAUGCAAGAGUGAUAGAAAUUGAAAGUGACAGUGAUCAGAGACUCUUGAUCUGCCAGAAACCUUUCUUUAAGAGACAGGCAAGCUAAUUAGUUGAAGGCCUGAAGAAAUUAGACUUUUAUAUACAUGUAUUCAUUUCCAUAAUGUUCAUUUAUAUACAAAGUGGGGGUUGAAAAUUUUGGAGAUAAAAAGAAACAAUAUAUAGAGGAAACAGUGUAUCCUUGUCAAUGAUACCACCACAUCAUCUAUGUAACCGUAAGGUGUACAUAGGGCCAUGUAAUUACCAAACAAGCCACAGAGCAGAUGAGAAAGUAGUAUACUGGUAGGUUUACUUUUCCAUGUGAUGUCUGAUUAGAGUUAUACAGAAACAAUAUUAAGAUUGGAUUAUUGGAAACAUGAUGAUAGAAUAAGUUAUUGUUGUAAAAUGCUCGGUGCAUGUUUGGAUUUCAGUUGAGAGAAUUCAAUAGUACUUUUAGUAAGCAAUAAACUUUUCCUUCUUCAUUUGUGUAUUGAAUUCGUUAAAGUACUUUUACAAUGUUUAUAGGUUCUUGGAUGUCUCUUCUCUUGUAUAAACUUGGCAAAACUCUUCUGUAUAAUUUGUCAAUGUUCAUAUUGUGAAAUCAAAAUCAUAUUGUUCAUCAGUC
This is a messenger RNA of Cajanus cajan (pigeon pea), 3217 nucleotides long. The record is from RefSeq and is a predicted model, not a curated record. NCBI's taxonomy places the organism in Eukaryota, Viridiplantae, Streptophyta, Magnoliopsida, Fabales, Fabaceae.